UUUAAAAAAUAUAAAAUGCCUGUUUCCUGGAAUGAUCCUCUAAAGGAUUUCCUGCUUAACAAAGCUUUCAUACUUCAUAAAAGGUCAACUGCUAAAUGUCUGAAAUAUUCACCCUGUUUGUUGUCACUAUUUUUGUGGGUGGAAAUCCAACAUGCUUCAUGCAACAUUCUUGUGAAACGCAUCAAACAAUGCUUGUUAUCCAUCUUUAUACAUUAUAGGACUGAGCUUCUGUCACCUGCAGCAGCAGUUGGAGCUGAAAAUAGUGUUGUCCUGCAAAGAGGGCCGUCUUGGCGUCUCAAUUUUGAUGAUCACCCUUUGCCUGAGGGCCGAGAUGAUUCGUUUUUUAGCUUUGGAUGGAGCAAAAGAAAGAUUACGGCAUAUUACAAGAGGCAGGGGAAACUUCUUGAAAAUUACAAUGAGAUGGAUUCUUUUAUUGAAUUAGGCCGAUUGCCUGGAAGCUUAACCGAGUCUGAAAUGAGUCAGCUGGCGAGGAGCGAAAGGAUGGCCAUUCAUGCAUCAAACAUCGCGAAUGUUGUGUUAUUUGCUGCAAAAGUUUAUGCAUCUGUUGAGAGUAGAUCACUGGCUGUAAUUGCGUCGACAUUGGACUCCCUUCUGGAUAUUCUAUCAGGAUUCAUCCUCUGGUUCACUGCUUAUGCCAUGAAAAAACCAAAUCAGUAUCGAUAUCCAAUUGGAAAAACACGAAUGCAACCUGUUGGUAUAGUAGUUUUUGCAUCAGUUAUGGCUACACUGGGGAUACAAAUACUUUUCGAAUCUGGACAGCAGCUUGUCAUGAAGACACAACCAGAUAGAGAUCCAGAGAAAGAGAAGUGGAUGAUAGGGAUCAUGGUGUCAGUGACAGUGAUCAAGUUUGCGCUGCUGGUGUAUUGUCGCCAGUUCAAAAAUGACAUCGUUCAAGCUUAUGCAAUGGACCAUUUCUUUGAUGUCAUUACCAACUCUAUUGGUCUUACAACAGCAAUUUUAGCCAUACAGUUCCGCUGGUGGAUUGAUCCUCUCGGAGCUAUCUUGAUCGCAUUAUACACGAUGAGUACAUGGUCAAGAACAGUAAUGACAAAUGUAUGGUCACUAAUUGGACGAACAGCCCCUCCUGAAUUCAUCUCAAAACUAACGUAUCUGAUAUGGAACCAUCACGAAGAAAUCAAGCACAUUGCUACUGUCAGAGCUUACACAUUCGGAUCUCUAUACUUCGUAGAAGUUGACAUAGUUUUGCCAGGGGAAAUGUCACUCAGCCAAACACACAAUAUUGGCGAGACAUUGCAAGAAAAGCUGGAGCAGCUGCCAGAAAUCGAGAGAGCUUUUGUUCAUACAGAUUUCCAGCACGGCCAUUUUCCGGAGCACAUGCCUAAGAAGUUCAAUUGAUCAGAUUUUAGUUCAAGUCAUUUAUGUUUUAUAUUGUGGUCAGUUUUAUUUCUGGAUUUCGUUAGUUUAUGACUGUAUCCCGUUGAUUUUUAAUAAGUGUGCAAUCAGUGGAUUACAUGAAUGUAAUCACGAAACUUGGCCAGUAUAUCCCGCUUAGAGCAGGGUCUGGGGAGGGAUUACAUGAAUGUAAUCAGGAAAUCCUGCUGCGUUUUUUAAAUUAGAAUCAGUUCAUGUUA
Daucus carota subsp. sativus is the source of this 1613-nucleotide messenger RNA. RefSeq names its product metal tolerance protein 9. Gene Ontology annotation, cellular component: membrane. Gene Ontology annotation, molecular function: monoatomic cation transmembrane transporter activity. Bases 16 to 1377 code for a protein of 453 amino acids. The record is from RefSeq and is a predicted model, not a curated record. The transcript has 7 exons. NCBI's taxonomy places the organism in Eukaryota, Viridiplantae, Streptophyta, Magnoliopsida, Apiales, Apiaceae. Gene Ontology annotation, biological process: transmembrane transport; monoatomic cation transport.